Caenorhabditis sp. 36 PRJEB53466 is the source of this 838-nucleotide messenger RNA. NCBI's taxonomy places the organism in Eukaryota, Metazoa, Nematoda, Chromadorea, Rhabditida, Rhabditidae. The record is from the annotation of a GenBank genome assembly.
AUGAGUCGGAUAAAGGAGGUGAAAUCGGAGCUCCGUCAGUUCAUGAAACAGUUUCUGGAGAAGGUGACUCCGGAAGAAACGAACAGACAAAGCGAGGCGGUCUCUCGCAAGGUUUUGGACUCAAAAUGGUUCCAAGAGAGCAAAAGAGUGUCCGUCUACGUGAGCACCACCGGAGAGAUCCAGACGGAUUCGAUCAUCCGGGCGGCUCUCGAAACGGGAAAGGAUGUGUUCAUUCCACAGGUGGGAAAGUGCGCUCUAAUGAGAGAAAUAUUCAAUGGGCGUUGCAGUUCGUCAGAGGUUCGACGGCGAUGCAAAUGGUUCGGGUGCCAGAUCAGUCAGCGUUCUCUGCCCUUCCGACCACGCUCUGGGGUAUUCGACAGCCGAGUCCCAAGUGGGAAUGGGACGGUUUUCAGCGGACAGGUGAAGUCAAUCUUUCCGGAAAGCAUCUUCGAGAAACCCUCAUCUGAUUGAAUUUAGUCAAAUUUAGCCUGUAGAAAUGGAGCUUCCACUGAGGGUUUCUCAUGUUUCACAGGUCUGAGAAAGACCACCUUCCGUGUUCAUUCCCCAAUCUCUAAUGGUGCUCCUUCCAGGCCCUCUGGAUCUGAUCCUAACUCCUGGCGUCGCAUUCACUCCCUCGGGGCUCAGAUGCGGACACGGAAAGGGCUAUUACGACCGCUUCUUCUCCAACCAUUUCUCCUAUUUCCCUGAAAGAAUCCCUCGCAAAGUGGGAUUGGCUCUGCGCGAACAAAUCGUCCAAAGUGUGCCAGUUUCGGAGAGCGACGUUCAGUUGGACGAAGUCGUUUACGAAGGAGACGUCAUUCGAUCGGACCAGGUGUAG